Messenger RNA from Enhydra lutris kenyoni (northern sea otter), 1176 nucleotides. Its product is annotated as cytochrome P450 2C5-like. NCBI's taxonomy places the organism in Eukaryota, Metazoa, Chordata, Mammalia, Carnivora, Mustelidae. The record is from RefSeq and is a predicted model, not a curated record. Gene Ontology annotation, molecular function: heme binding; iron ion binding; oxidoreductase activity, acting on paired donors, with incorporation or reduction of molecular oxygen, reduced flavin or flavoprotein as one donor, and incorporation of one atom of oxygen. Gene Ontology annotation, biological process: xenobiotic metabolic process. Gene Ontology annotation, cellular component: intracellular membrane-bounded organelle; cytoplasm.
GUCUUCUCUCAUGGUGAAACUUGGAAAACUAUGAGAAGAUUCAGCCUGACCACCUUACGGAACUUUGGAAUGGGCAAGCAGCUCAUGGAAGACAGGAUCGUAGAGGAAUGCCAGAAUCUCAUACGCAGCUUUGAGUCUCACAGAGGAAAGCCCUUUGAGGUCAAAACAGUAAUGAAUGCUUCUGUUGGUAAUGUUAUUGUGUCAGUGUUGUUUGGAAGACGGUUGGAUUACCAAGACACCCAAUUCCUGAGACUCUCAACCUUGAUUGGUGAAAAUGUGAAGCUCGUUGGAUGUCCUAGGAUUGCACUUUUCAAUAUGUUUCCAGCUUUGGGGUUCCUCCUAAAAAGUCACAAGACAGUACUCAGGAAUAGAGAUGAAUUAUUUGCUUUUAUAAGGAUGACCUUCCUAGAUCAUCAGCAUGACAUUGACAAAAAUGAUCCAAGAAGUUUCACUGAUGCCUUUUUGGUCAGACAGCAGGAGGAGAAAGAUACAUCUACUGCCUAUCUCAGUGAUGAAAAUUUGGUGGCACUCGUUAGUAACCUGUUUGCAGCUGGUACAGAGACCACAGCCUCCACGCUACACUGGGCACUACUGCUCAUGUUGCGAUAUCCUGAAGUCCAGAAAAAGGUUUGUGAUGAGAUCACCAAAGUUGUGGGGUCAGCCCAGCCUCGAAUUGCACAUCGAACUCAAAUGCCAUACACAGAUCCUGUCACUGAAGUACAGAAAUUUGCUAAUAUCCUGGCCACAAGCUUACCUCAUGCAACAACCACAGAUGUGAUGUUUAAAAAUUACUAUAUUCCUAAGCUUUUGUCCAUGAUCGUCUGGGUCCACCGGCAGUGGCAUCCAUCUCUGGGGGGCAUCCUCAUUCUUGGCUCAUAUGACAUAACCUGCACAAAUCCAGGCCCCAACACCCUCAACUUCCACUGCCGUGGGGGUGGUCGGGAUGACAGCAAACGGUCCCUUCCAGCAAGGCUCCAAGCCUCCCACUUGGCGGCAGCGUAUAGUAAGGGCCACGGUGAUAAUAAAGCAAAGGGGUAUCAGCAACUGGGUUUUAUAGUUGGAGCUAAGGUUUCUAUGAGAGAUAGAGAAACAUGGGCUAUUAGAAACUUGGGACAAGGGAACAAUGCUGUUAAUUCUAGCAGUACUGAAAUAGCAAACCAUUUCAUCUGUAUUUAA